Dacryopinax primogenitus is the source of this 1650-nucleotide messenger RNA. RefSeq lists its product as uncharacterized. The transcript has 7 exons. The coding region runs from base 1 to 1650 and encodes 549 amino acids. NCBI's taxonomy places the organism in Eukaryota, Fungi, Basidiomycota, Dacrymycetes, Dacrymycetales, Dacrymycetaceae. The record is from RefSeq and is a predicted model, not a curated record.
AUGUCUCAACCCCCCGGAGCCCCUUCAUCAUCUGCAUGGCGUCGCCGCCUCGUCUCUCUUACAAGCCGCUCGAAGACCCCCGAUCCGGCUGCAGUUGCCGCCACAGCUGCAGUUGCUCAACCGCAACGGUCAAAAACGCCAGCCCCGCCAUCUCGCGCUAAGACCCCUGCCCCCACAUCAGGCAGUUCUUCCCACAGGAGAGCCGCUUCUAAUGCCGAGGAUGGCUAUAUGACCGAUGCUGCCUCUCGCCGCAGGCCAGGGGAUUCUCGCUCUCGUGGUCCGCCUACGAUAGCACCUCCUGUUCCAGCUCUGCCACCUACAAUCCAUGCGCCAGCUGGUUCUAGGCAGUCAUUCCAACAAUUCCCAAUUCAUCCAAACUCACAAGCUCUCCGUCCUCCAAGUCGAAACGCAAGUCGAGCUGCAGCCCCACUACCGCCUUUCCCUAUAAUGCACGGAAAUGAUGCCGAAGAACGACCAAAGAAGAUAGAUUUUCUGUCCGAUUCCGAGCAAGAGGGGCCUCCCGAACCAACGGCAGGGUUUAAAAAUCGCGUGCGACGCUUGCCUCGACCGCUGGAUAGCAAGCGUCUCGAUGAGAUGAACCUACUUCAGGGAGUCGCUCUUGCAUAUCCUCUGAAUGUUGGAGAAGAGGCAAGAAGACUGGAGAAAUAUCUGUAUGGUCUAGUCUACCACCGUCUGAGAUCAAAUCAAGUCGACCGCAUUUAUCGCAACGGAGGCCCUUCUUUUCACAAAUGGGAGUAUCCCCCACGGAAAGUUUUGGACGUUGGGUGUGGCUAUGGCUAUUGGAUCCGGGAUGCAAAAGAAUUUUGGCCUUAUGCGAAGUUCAUCGCAUUUGAUUUCCAUCGCCUCAUCCCCGAUCAUUGGGGUGAACAGGUACAAUUUGUGCAGGGUAAUCUACUUGGUGAUCAGCACGGAAAGCUCCCGCGUUCUCUGAUUGCGCAAGGUCCAUUCGAUCUCAUUAGAAUGGCGAAUAUGUCUUUAGCCGUUCCUUGGAACCAGUGGUCAAUUGUGCUCGGCAAUUUACAGGCCUUGUUGUCAGAGCGGGGUAUUUUCGAGUUCGUGGAUGAUGGCUGGUUCCCACCUCUGUUCGAAGAGCAAUGCCCCCGAGACAAAGUAUUCCUACGCUCGUACGACGAAUACUUCGAGAUCAUGCUCGAACGGCGCGGUAUUCGCAGCAGGAACGUGGCCCAAAGGGAUUGGGCACAGAACAUCAUUUCGAUCAUGGAGAAAUUCAACAUGCAGCAUACUUAUUUCAACCACGUGGAAUUGACCACGCUGGCGCCAAGCGACUCUCUUCUGGCAACACGGUGGUAUCGGGCCCUCAAUCUAUGCGCAGACGCCAUUGAGAGCACGUUUACGUCGUACGCUGAUGCAGUCAAUGAGGAGAUCAGUGUCAAUAUUCGAAAUGGCAAGGCUGAGAAUCGUCAACUCAUUCGAAUUCCUUCCUGGGUUGAGGAGUUCCACAACUUGAGAAAUAUCAUCGACAUCACCACAUCCGAAGCAUACGUAUAUAACGACUCCAUAUGGGCUUUCCUGGCCUACCGGCGUAGGACCCGUGAGGAAAUUGCGGCCAAGCAGGCAAGCGGACCGGCACCACCUCAACGGCCACAAACCAGCCUUGCGCGGCGUUAG